This is a messenger RNA of Salvia hispanica, 1757 nucleotides long. Its product is annotated as putative receptor-like protein kinase At2g42960. Gene Ontology annotation, molecular function: ATP binding; protein kinase activity. Gene Ontology annotation, biological process: protein phosphorylation. NCBI's taxonomy places the organism in Eukaryota, Viridiplantae, Streptophyta, Magnoliopsida, Lamiales, Lamiaceae. The record is from RefSeq and is a predicted model, not a curated record.
GAGUGGAUGCGUUGUUAUUAUCUCACAAGUCCAUGUGCUUUGCUUCUUUUUUUCUCUCUCUGCACCCUUUAACUUCAAUUCAACUUCUUUCUUGUUUUUUUUCUCUCUCUCUUUCUCUGCCAUAUUCUGUAAGUUGUCAUUCAGUUCUGAUCAUUAAAUUCUAGUAUUCAGUGUCAUACCCAAAAAUAUCAAUGUGUCUCACUCCCUAACUUGAUCUAAAGCCUCCUACUCUAGAAAUAGCAUUUCCAGUGAGGGAAGUCUGUUUUUCAAGAACUGAGCUUUCAUUGAAAAGAUUGCAUCUUUGUGUAUGGUUUUAGAUGGUAGCAAAUGGGUUCGAGUUAUAACUUCGACUUAUCCAAAAAAACACACAUCUUUCAUCUCAAGGUGUGGGUGUUAGUGAGCAUCUUUGUGGGCAUCUUUGUAGUGGUUGUCAUGUUGCUUCUAUGGCGUUGUAGCAAAUCUAAGAAGAAGAGUUCAGUUGGGUUGAUCCCAAAUGUGUCUAGAGAGAUCAAGGAGAUAAGGAUAGAGCAGAAGAAGUCAGCUGGGAUGGAAGAAGUGGAGUACUUCAAUGUGCAGGAGGAAAAGGAGAAAGACUGUGAUAAGCUUUUGGUGCAUUUCAAGAAUGAGGAUUCCUUCAAUUCUUCAUCAAAUGAUCCCAAUGCUGUCUCUGUGAGUUCCCCUCUAGCUGGCCUCCCUGAGCUGUCUCACCUGGGCUGGGGUCACUGGUUUACUCUGAGGGAUUUGGAGAUGGCAACAAACAGGUUUUCAAAGGAGAAUGUUAUUGGAGAGGGUGGGUAUGGAAUUGUGUAUAGUGGCCAGCUCAUCAAUGGUACUAUUGUUGCUGUCAAAAGACUUCUCAACAAUUUAGGACAGGCAGAGAAGGAAUUUAGGGUGGAAGUUGAAGCUAUUGGCCAUGUAAGGCAUAAAAACUUGGUCAGACUCUUGGGCUAUUGCAUUGAAGGCACCCACAGAUUGCUGGUGUAUGAGUAUGUGAACAAUGGGAAUCUUGAGCAAUGGCUUCAUGGGGCUAUGGCCCACCAUGGGCACCUUACAUGGGAGGGAAGAAUGAAGAUUCUUCUAGGCACAGCUAAGGGUCUUGCAUAUCUUCAUGAUGCAAUUGAGCCCAAAGUUGUUCAUAGAGACAUCAAAGCCAGCAACAUACUGAUUGAUGAGGAUUUCAAUGCUAAAAUAUCUGAUUUUGGACUGGCCAAGUUGCUUGGUGCUGGAAAGACUCAUAUUGUAACCAGAGUUAUGGGUACCUUUGGAUAUGUUGCACCAGAAUAUGCAAGCAGUGGCUUCCUAAAUGAGAAGAGUGAUGUGUAUAGCUUCGGUGUUCUGCUAUUGGAGUCCAUAACUGGGAGAGAUCCCGUGGAUGACAGCCGGCCUGUGCACGAGAAAAACCUGGUCGACUGGCUCAAGAUGAUGGUGGCAGCCAAGCAGGCAGACCAGGUGGUGGACCCCAAUCUGGAGACAAGGCCGUCUACGUCUGCCCUGAAAAGAGCUCUCUUGACAGCGUUAAGGUGCGUGGAUCCGAAUGCGCAACAAAGGCCGACAAUGAGCCAGGUGGUCCGGAUGCUCGAGUCAGAUGAAUAUCCAAUACUAAGAGAGGGUCGUACGAGGAAAAAAGACAAGCGUUGAAGACUGAGUGAUUCUUUCUAGGAACUAAGUAGCACAUAGCAUAAGGAUACAUCUCUUAGUCUCAAAUGUGAAUGAUCUGUUUGUUUCUUUGAUUGCUGCAAUGUAUAGUUUAUACACAA